Molecule: messenger RNA, 1619 nt
Organism: Hibiscus syriacus
Lineage: Eukaryota; Viridiplantae; Streptophyta; Magnoliopsida; Malvales; Malvaceae
Exons: 4
Coding region: 68-853 (261 amino acids)
Source: RefSeq, a predicted model, not a curated record
UGGUCUUAGCGAUUUUCGAAUGCUUCUCUUCUAUUCUAUUCUGGGUUGAUAAACCUAAACCAAAUCCAUGGAAGACGUGUUACAGACGAUUUCGUGGGGUUUAAACGAGCCUCGUCACUCUCAGAAGCGCCCCACCGAAAGCUGCGCUGAAGAUGGUGAAGAGGAUUGGAGAUCAGCUUCUCCGUCGCUGCAAGUAUGGGAUCCAGGAUCCUUACCGUAUCCCAUCUGGGUUCAGGGAAAAAAUCAACCUGCAAUAAGCAGUGGAGUUGUCCCAAGCCAGAUCAGUAAUGUUAGCACUCCCCAAGCAUUUCAAUCUCCAGACAUUUCCACCGGUUCAGUUUUGAAACAGAAUGUUUCAAGUUUAUAUGGAUCAGAAUUAGCUAAGAGGAAAAGGAAAAUCGAUCAGGCAUAUCGGGCAAGAUGUAGGAAUCUCAAAAUGGAAAUGCAAUUGAAUAUGGAGAACCUCAAAGGAGAAAAUGAUUCUUUAAUGAAAGAGAAUGAAUCCUUAAAAGAGGCUAAUUCUCUGAUGAAUCAAACUUUAAGAGAUCAAGAAAAAGAGAUUGACCAAUUGAGGAGUGAUCUUCUUCAGAUUAAGUACGAGUAUGAGAAGCAAAAUGUCCUUGUGCAAACACUUUCGGGGCUUUUAGUUGAUCCAAUGAGGCUCGAAAACGAGAAGUUAAAAGAUGAAAAUGCAUCAUUGAGGAAGAAUGCCAAUCUUAAUAGUGAUGUACCACAACUAGUAGAGGAAAAUGCAAAAUUAAGAACCGAAAAUAAAGUACUCAAGGUGCAGAAUGAUGCUUUGUGUGGGAAGAUUAUCAGUGACCAUGGAAUGAAGUGUAAACAAGAUCAGUAAGCUAAAUUACUAAGACGAAUUGAAGAUAAGCCCCUUCUCUUUCAGUUGAUGAUAUGUGCUGUAUUUUAUUUCAUAUCACAUCUCAUCGUUCUUUUUCCUUUUUCCUCUUCAUCUGCAUGCACCAUGUGUCAACUUAUCUUCCGAUAGCAGUUUAGCUUUCUUUCCCUUGAUCUAGCUACUUUUCUACAUCUUUUAGUUAGAUUUUCCAUUGAUAAUCUCUUUUGAUCUCUUUUCUCUUCUUGUUUCCGCACUUGUCGUGUCUUCUUUCUUGUGCUCUCCCCUUUCUCACUUGCCUGCAAUGGGAUGAUCUACCUUGAUCUCUUUUAUCCUCUUGUUUUCACACUUUUGUAUCUUCCCUUUUGUGUUAUCCCCAUUCUUACUUGCCUGCAACCGGAGUCCGGAAUGCGGGAAAAGAAAACAAAUAUGGCUUUCGAGUAUUGUUUUCAUUGUGGGGGCGGGUAGAUGGUAAGUCGGGCGAUCUUGGCUGGUGAGGCUCUAUUGUGUUAUUUGUAGGGGUAGUCAUGAAGGAGUUACUUUGGGGUGCCAUUGAUGUUGCUAUCGAUCUUAAUUCCUCCUUUAGUUAUGCGCCUUGAAUUUUAUUGUGUUUAAUAAACCACCUCAUGUAUUGGAAGGUGGAGUGGCCAUAAGAGAUGUUUAUCAUCUUUGUAUAAAUGCAAACUUUAGGGGGAAAGAUGUAUUUUAUGUUGUUUAGGCGUAGUCAUAAUACAUAAUUAACAUUUUUAAGAAUUAUUUCUGUUUAAACGAA